AUGGGGCUCCUGGACUCGGAGCCUGGCAGUGUCCUGAACGUGAUGUCCACGGCGCUCAACGACACCGUGGAGUUCUACCGCUGGACCUGGACCAUCGCAGAUAAACGUGUGGAAAAUUGGCCUCUGAUGCAGUCUCCAUUGCCUACACUGAGUAUAAGUACUCUCUAUCUCCUGUUUGUGUGGCUGGGUCCAAAAUGGAUGAAGGACCGAGAACCUUUCCAGCUGCGCUUAGUGCUUAUUCUCUAUAAUUUUGGGAUGGUUUUGCUUAACCUUUUUAUCUUCAGAGAGUUAUUCAUGGGAUCAUAUAAUGCAGGAUAUAGCUAUAUUUGCCAGAGUGUGGAUUAUUCAAAUAAUGUUCAUGAAGUCAGAAUAGCUGCUGCUCUGUGGUGGUACUUUGUAUCUAAAGGAGUGGAAUAUUUGGACACAGUAUUUUUUAUCCUAAGGAAGAAAAACAACCAAGUCUCUUUCCUUCAUGUAUAUCAUCAUUGUACAAUGUUUACAUUGUGGUGGAUUGGAAUUAAAUGGGUGGCAGGGGGACAAGCAUUUUUUGGAGCCCAGCUGAAUUCCUUUAUCCAUGUGAUCAUGUACUCAUACUAUGGGUUAACUGCAUUUGGUCCAUGGAUUCAGAAGUAUCUCUGGUGGAAGCGAUACCUGACCAUGUUACAGCUGGUUCAGUUCCAUGUGACCAUUGGACACACAGCAUUGUCUCUUUGGACUGAUUGCCCCUUCCCAAAAUGGAUGCACUGGGCUCUAAUUGUCUACGCCAUCAGCUUCAUAUUUCUCUUUCUUAACUUCUAUGUUCGGACAUAUAACGUGCCUAAAAAAUCGAAAACUGGAAAAACAGCUGUGAAUGGUAUUUCAGCAAAUGGUGUGAGCAAAUCAGAGAAACAGCUAGUGAUAGAAAAUGGAGGAAAGCAGAAAAAUGGAAAAGCAAAAGGAGAGUAAAUUAAACUGGGCCUUAAGUGUUGUUGACAGUGAGGAAACUCCCAUUUCAAACAAAAUUUCAGGGAAAAGACAAAUAAAUGAGGAUUUGGGGGUGGGGAAAAAAGGCAAAUGUACUCUAUGUACUAGUACCUUUAGAUGAGUAAAGUAUUAAAUACAGUACCCAGAUAUUUUAUUUAUGAAAUUUUUAUUUUAAACGUUUUUUAAAAAUUAUCCUUAAUUUAAGUUGUCCAGACCAAAGCAAUCAUCACGUGACUUUGGACACUCCCUCUGCUCAUAUCCAUUUGUCUAAUGGAUGAGAUUUUCCAUGUAUCGUACAUACAUCCAUUCUGCAUUCUGAAUUUUAGAGGAUCAAAGGAACAUAAUCUUUAAGAAUUUUUUUGGAUUAAAUUACUACCUACCUAUUGAUUAAAAUCAGUCACAUUACAUUUUCUGGUCCAAAGCUGGAAACGCAGAUCACUUUUAAAUUUGCACAUUUGAAUUCAUUUGCUUACCAGAAUGGUUGACUCUGUCCACCUCUUGUCUGAAUAUACCCUACUGAUAUGUAAGUAAAUUUUAAAAAUCUCCUGAUCUCUCUAGACUCUUAGAGGUUUGAUGAUGAUGGUGUUGGUAAAAAUGAGAAAGAAUUAGAGGAAAAUCCUGUCUGGUAACCCAGAGGUCAUCAUGACUUGCGGCACAAAUCACUGUGGGAAACCAUUUUUAUGAUGAAAAGGUAGCCUUUGAAUAUUCCUUUUACUCUGAGAAAUAUAUUAUGAAAAGUAAGAUUAUUAUCUGAUGGGAACAUGAAACAACUCAAGUCUUCAUUAGUAACAUCAUAAGAUAGUUGUAUUUAUGUGCUGUAAGAAGAGAGUAUGUUGAUUUUUAUCAGUCUUUCCUUGUUUUGAUUUGUGUCUGUUACUAAUUUUUCAUAUGUGGAAAUAUACCUACCUCUUCUGUUGGAAAAAACAUUUAAAAUUAAAUAAAUUUUAAUUUAAAAAAUCAAGGAGUCCUAUAAUGUAAAUUUUAAUCAUUUUAACUUGAACCUACUGCUUUGUUUUUUUGGUUUGCUUUUUUAAAAUAGCAUACACCCAACUUUUCUGUGAAACUCUCCUUCCCUUUCAAUGUGUUUCAUUUUGGAGUAAUAUUUUCCUUGUGACUAAGUUGCAAGAUCUUAUUUAUUAACUAGAUAAGAAAUGUAAACCCAUUUUGGUGCAAUAUUCUGACUCCUUGGUGCUAAAGAUUAUUAACUUCAGUGCUUGAUGUUACAAGGUGUUGUUAAACUAAUGAAUAAAAGUGAGAGUAGUCAGAACUAUAAAAUUAAAUUUACUAUUUACAAAUGAAGUAUUUCACAUAAUAUAAGGGAAUAACUAGAAGUUCACUAGGAAAGAGCAUUUGUACUGUGCUUUAUUAGAUAGGUUAAUUUGUUAUGGGUUGUUACCCAGGGAUCAUUAUAGAAAGGACAUGUGAAAAAAAAGCAUGAAUAUUUCUAAGUUUCUCUUUACAACUUUUCAGAACUGCAUGUGCAGGAUGUAUGCUAUUUGUGCAGACAAACUAUUUCAGAAUAUUUUGUAAGCUAUGAAAUAUUUAUUGUGCAUUAAAAUAAUACAACUUUUUUCCCAAAGGCAUGCAGCCAUGAGAAUUAUAGAAAAUUUACAACACAUAUAGUAGGUUGGUCUAAGAGGAUUAAACCUUUGUUUUUGCUGCUCAGUGUAUAAUAGCUAGAAAUUUGUAAAAUCUUUGUGAACAUUCUGUACUGGUUCCCCAGAGCUAUUCAUUCCCUGCUACCUGAUUCAGCACAAUAAAUAUACUACUGUUGUGGGAAAAAA
This is a messenger RNA of Orycteropus afer afer, 2747 nucleotides long. RefSeq names its product ELOVL fatty acid elongase 4 (gene ELOVL4). Gene Ontology annotation, cellular component: endoplasmic reticulum membrane; endoplasmic reticulum. The record is from RefSeq and is a predicted model, not a curated record. Gene Ontology annotation, biological process: very long-chain fatty acid biosynthetic process; sphingolipid biosynthetic process; fatty acid elongation, saturated fatty acid. Gene Ontology annotation, molecular function: fatty acid elongase activity. NCBI's taxonomy places the organism in Eukaryota, Metazoa, Chordata, Mammalia, Tubulidentata, Orycteropodidae.